AUGCGCGUCAUUGUGCUACCGCGUCAGGAAAUGGCUCACAUGCCGAGCAUUGAGAUCGGUCGUGUUCUGCUAGAUAAGUCGGUCCGCAUUCGAAAAGGCUACGACGACCGCGAGAAUCCAACACAUACAAGUAUGCUUACCGUUUGGUUAUACAGUGGCUAUUUCUGGGAACUGGGUCGCGAGAACACAGCAUGGACAUAUCUUCGUGAAGCCACAACGCAAGCGCAGUUGUUGUCUAUGCACGAUGAGGAAACCUACAAGCAUGAGGUUCUGGAUGCAGCACAGAAGCGGGUGCUAUACUGGCUUCUUUUCAUAUCUGAAAGAACUUAUGCAUUGCACAAGAACCGACCAAUUUCCUUGCAUCCAACUAUACGUUCACCAUUGCCUGAUGAGGUUUCCUCUGAUCGACCUAUCGCUGUGGGACUCCAAGUCAUGAUCAAUAUGUUUUCCAUCGUCGAUGAUACCUUUGUCAAUCUGUGGAAUCGAGUGGGCGAUAGUCGUGCAAGCGACGUGUGGGUCACACAGGUGCAGGCCCAGCUCUCAGAAGCUGUCCCGGAGUUUAUCGAGUGCACCAAAGUGCAGGAAGUACAGAUUCGCAUGACUCAGCAAUGGCUGCGGUCACUGGUAUGGCGACUAAGCACUCGUCAGGGCCCAAUUGGCAAUGCUUCCUGCAACGAUCCGCUGCUACUCGAGCAUUCGAUGGAGAUAGCUAGAGACCUCCUCCUGAUAUCGAACCAGUUCCCCCAGGAGAUGAUGGUGGUACAUGGCACAGGACUGCUUUCCGUUGGUAUCAUCAAGUCUCAGUCUUGGGAUUGA
Molecule: messenger RNA, 816 nt
Organism: Alternaria postmessia
Lineage: Eukaryota; Fungi; Ascomycota; Dothideomycetes; Pleosporales; Pleosporaceae
Exons: 4
Coding region: 1-816 (271 amino acids)
Biological process (GO): DNA-templated transcription
Molecular function (GO): DNA binding; zinc ion binding
Source: RefSeq, a predicted model, not a curated record